Molecule: messenger RNA, 1565 nt
Organism: Pan troglodytes (chimpanzee)
Lineage: Eukaryota; Metazoa; Chordata; Mammalia; Primates; Hominidae
Product: KIAA1143
Exons: 3
Coding region: 67-531 (154 amino acids)
Source: RefSeq, marked provisional
GUCACAGCUAAGCGCCUCUGUAUCGUCGCGAAUCCGUCGCGGAACCUGUCUUUACCCAGAGCUACCAUGAGCAAGCGGAACCAGGUAUCGUACGUGCGGCCAGCCGAGCCGGCGUUUCUGGCCCGCUUCAAGGAACGGGUCGGCUACAGGGAGGGACCCACCGUAGAGACUAAGAGAAUUCAGCCUCAGCCCCCAGAUGAAGAUGGGGAUCACAGUGACAAAGAAGAUGAACAGCCUCAAGUGGUGGUUUUAAAAAAGGGAGACCUGUCAGUUGAAGAAGUCAUGAAAAUUAAAGCAGAAAUAAAGGCUGCCAAAGCAGAUGAAGAACCAACUCCAGCUGAUGGAAGAAUCAUAUAUCGAAAACCAGUCAAGCAUCCCUCAGAUGAAAAAUAUUCAGGUUUAACAGCAAGCUCAAAAAAGAAGAAGCCAAAUGAAGAUGAAGUAAAUCAGGACUCGGUCAAAAAGAACUCACAAAAACAAAUUAAAAAUAGUAGCCUCCUUUCUUUUGACAACGAAGAUGAAAAUGAGUAAGUGUAAAUAUUUUGAAUUUAGUCUACUUUGAAAGUAUAUGGAGUGUUCAUUAAAAUCACAUUUUUUCCUAUUAUAAAGAUACUACAAGUUCUUUAUAGAAAGUUUAGGAAAUAGAGAAAAAAAAUUAAUAAACUACAUCUAUUCAUCAAUACCCCUCUGACUUAAAAUGCCAACUCUAUAGAAAUUAGCUAGUAUUAACAUUUUGUUAUUUCCCUUGUGUGGUUGUAUAUAUAUGUAAAUUAUAUUUUUAAGCAAAAUACAUUUUUUGUGUGUGUAAACAAAAUUUUAUAAAUACAGCUGUAUUGCAAAUGUUCUUUGUCCUGCUUCUCACUUGACAUUGCAUUAUGAGUGUUCUUCCAGGUCAGUAAAUUUCAAAAACCUGACAUUAAUAGCUACAGAUAAUUUCAUAAACAUCUCAUUGUAUCUUUUUCAUUAGCAAUAGCUCCACUUUGGGUGGGGGAGAUGAUAAUGUGCCUUGUUAAAAAUACCUCCCCAACUCCUGCUAAGGGUGGCCAUGAGACUCAGCUCUGGCAAGUUAAGAAAUACAGGUGGAAUUCUGCUUGAUAAAGCUGCUGGGUUUUUUGUUACAAAAGGACAGACUUGGCAAGCAUGAGCCUUUGCUCUUAUCUUUUCAUCCUACUUGGAGUGCAGAGAUAAAACCUGAGUACCAGAGCCACUUUUAGGCAUAAGGAAGGCAGCCAUGUGCUUUGGGUCAUGUUAGUAAAAAGACUCAGAGCUUGGCUCCUUGCUGACAUGCCUGGAGGAGCUGCUACACCAGCUUGGAUUGCUGACCUCUGACUUCUUGGUAGUGAGAAGAAUAAACACUGUGCUUAAUUAGGCCUCGGUCAGGUUUCUCUUAUAUGCAGCCAAAUGCAGUCCUAAGUAAUACAAUAAAUAACUGGUCAAACUGUUACUGGUGGAGGGUGUCCAGGUUCUUGGCAUUUUGGACAAAUAAUUGAACAAAACGCACAAAGCAAUGAAUAUCCUCUAGAGGUUUGCCAUUGGUUACUUGGCGUACACCCUGUGUAAAUGAA